AGAUAUAUUUUUUUAAUCGCAAACUGUUGUUAAUUAAUAUUAUGAUUUUUUAACUUUCAAUUUGUUUAUUAAUGGUUGAGCCUGAACGUCUUUUUUUCUACGAAGCUUUGUUACAACAGCUUGUAGAUGAUGGUUUCGAAGAUGCUGCAGCCUUGAUUGAAUCUAAAUAUAAGGUUAAACCGAACUCUAUGCUAAGGAAGGAUCAUUUGUUUGAUAUUUUUAACAAGUGUGGAUAUUUAUCCUCCAGAGUUUUACUGGAAUCUAAGUUAAAUGAAGAGGAAGAUGUUCUAAAAUGCGGAAAAAAUAGAGUUAGGGAGGUUUUGUCCUACACUAAUGUUCCGGUGGAGAUGAACCCGGAUUUGAACGAGGUUUCCUACAGGAUUAUGGCUGAAAUUCUGAACCACAAGCCAUCUCGAUGUGUUGCUCAAUCACAUGAUUGUUCCCUCGUUGCUGUCGGAGGCGUGUCCGGCUCAGUAAGAGUUAUCCCCUUUAUUAAUGUGCUGAAUAAGAGAGAAAAGAGAAAACCCAACACCUUGUCAACAAACACUCUUUCCGGCCAUAUUGAACAAGUUGAUGCACUGGACUUCCAUCCAAGAAAAAACGUUUUGGCCUCCGGCGGAAUAGAUAAUACCAUAAUUUUCCAUGAUAUAAACACCUCAAACGGCUUUAUAUACUCAACUUCAGAAAUGAAACGUAUAAAUGAUAUGUUUUCUAUAAGGUGUAUGAAAUUCCAUCCCUGUGGAGACUUUUUGUUUGCUGGUACAUCCAAUUCCAUCAUUAGGUUGUACGACGUGGUCACGUCAAAGUGUUACACAUCCUCAAAGACAACUCACCAACAUAAAGGUGGUGGUAUCAAUGGUUGUGACUUUAACCUACUUGGUUCAUUACUGUUUACUGCUGGCAGUGACGGCUCAAUUUUGAUUUGGGACUCUAAAAACUUGGAAUGUAUUUAUAGCAUGGAUAGCGCACAUAGCGAUUUGCCUGUAAUAUCAAUUAAGUGUGAUGUUAACAACCAUUAUCUGUUAUCCUCUGGUCUAAACGGAAUAACAAAAUUAUAUGACUUAAGGAUGCUUAAGGAGAUCACGAGUUACGGUCAUGAACGGAAUAACUGUAUUAGGACAUUCUCAACAUUUAUUAAUAACUACAAUUACUUUAUAACCUUCUCCGUUUUGUCUGACAAUAAUUUAAACCACUCUGAGGGGUCUUUAUAUUCAAUUAAUAAUUCAUCGUUGGUGUUGGACAUAACCUCAGCUUUUGGCCAAACAACUAUUUGGGAUGCUUUAUCGUCCAACGAUGAGUUUUCAGUGAUCACUGCAUCUGAGGACUCAAAGACUCAAAUUAUAAAUUUUUACGAUCCGAAUUUAUAGGAUCACCAUUGUCCUUUUUAAUAUAGUUACUGGUU
Theileria parva strain Muguga is the source of this 1402-nucleotide messenger RNA. RefSeq names its product WD domain G-beta repeat protein (gene CSTF1). Gene Ontology annotation, biological process: mRNA 3'-end processing. Bases 72 to 1367 code for a protein of 431 amino acids. The record is from RefSeq and is a predicted model, not a curated record. The transcript has 13 exons. Gene Ontology annotation, cellular component: mRNA cleavage stimulating factor complex. NCBI's taxonomy places the organism in Eukaryota, Apicomplexa, Aconoidasida, Piroplasmida, Theileriidae. Gene Ontology annotation, molecular function: protein binding; RNA binding.